ACAGACCAGCAGUCACCAGUCGUUCCAGCCCCGGGCUUCCCAGUCGAGUCGCCACCGGGCCGGAGCUGGCCACCCCGCGACCCGCGUCCGCCACCGCCACCGCCACCGGCCACCACCGCAACACAAGUACGCAACGCUGGCCGUGCCGCACCAAGAUAAAGCUCUUGUCUUCUCUAAUUCCUCUCCAGCCGCUGGCUUGGCUGGCUCGCCGAUAGCCCAGGUGCCCGCUGCCAACCUCCACUUCCAGAAGCCGAGAGGGCCACCGCGAGAGAUCUUACUGCUCCGUACCCGCGUACGGACUCCCAAUCAAACCCGAACCCGUAGCCGCGCCGUCCCACCCCGUACCCAAUCGGGGGAGGCCACGCCGACGGCCCGCCCGCCGCCGCCACCUCGCGGCGCUCUGCUCUGCUGCUGCUGCUGCGCGCGCGGGGGGUGCUAGCUCAUGCCCCGGAUGACCAAGCUGCUGCUCCAGCUGCAGGCGGCGGCGGACCGGAGGCACGGCCACGGCAGCGGCCUCGGCUUCGUCCCGGGCGCCGGGCGCCGCCACCCGCCGACGCCCCGCCACGCGUCCGCCGCCGGCAGAUUCGCCCCGUCCUGCCUCGUCCUCUGCCUCCUCGCCCUCGCCGCGGCGGCCACCACGCUCGCGCUCGCGCUCGCGCUCACGCUCCACCGCCACGUCCCCGACCCCGCCGCCGCCGCGCCUGGCGCCUCGCCACGCGGCUUCGCGGUGGUGAUCAACACGUGGCGGCGCUACGCGCUCCUGCGGCGGUCCGUGGCCCACUACGCUGCCUGCCCCGGCGUCGACGCCGUCCACGUCGUGUGGAGCGAGCCGCGCCCGCCGCCCGAGCACCUGCGCCGGGCCGUCCUCAACGGGACCCGCCGCGGGAUCGUGCGCUUCGAUAUCAACGGCAUCGACAGCCUCAACAACAGGUUCAGGCCCAUCCGGGGGCUCGCCGCGGACGCCGUCUUCUCCGUCGACGACGACCUCAUCGUCCCGUGCUCCACGCUCCGGUUCGCCUUCGACGUGUGGCGGAGCGCACCCUCCGCCAUGGUCGGCUUCGUGCCGCGGAUGCACUGGCUUGCCGACCCGAGAGGAGGUGGUACAAAGGAAUACCGAUAUGGAAGCUGGUGGUCAGUUUGGUGGACAGGCACAUAUAGUAUGGUUCUGUCCAAAGCGAGUUUCUUCCACAGGCAGUACUUGGAUCUAUAUACCAACCAAAUGCUACCGUCAAUUCGCAAAUAUGUGAAUGAAAAUAGGAAUUGUGAGGAUAUUGCAAUGUCUUUUCUUGUUGCAAAUGCUACCGGAGCUCCACCAAUAUGGGUACAAGGAAGGAUAUUUGAGAUUGGAUCGAGUGGCAUCAGCAGUUUGAAAGGCCAUGGUUUGCAGAGAUCCAGAUGCCUCAACACAUUUGCUGCCAUGUAUGGCCAUAUGCCUCUCGUAGCCACCACAGUCAAGGCUGUCGACAGCCGCAAGAGCUGGUUCUGGUGAUAUGCCUCUUGUUUGGCUCUGCUAUCUCCUGUUAUUUUGCUUUUCAAAUUUCCUUAGGUGCUGCCUAGCCAUAUUACAAUUUACGAGGCUAGUGUGUCUGUGCAUAAUUCAUCAGCACCUAAGAACACAGGUUGUACACGUUGAGACUAAAACACAGCGACCACAUUCAAAUUCAAAAUAUUGGAGUUAGUUACUUGUAAUCCAUGUGAAAGGGGAUUGCUCAUGGUUAUUGAUGUGACAGUAAUCAAUUCACUGCUUCUCUUUUUUUUUUCUGGGGG
This is a messenger RNA of Setaria italica (foxtail millet), 1767 nucleotides long. Its product is annotated as glycosyltransferase family 64 protein C4. Gene Ontology annotation, molecular function: glycosyltransferase activity. The coding region runs from base 443 to 1489 and encodes 348 amino acids. The record is from RefSeq and is a predicted model, not a curated record. NCBI's taxonomy places the organism in Eukaryota, Viridiplantae, Streptophyta, Magnoliopsida, Poales, Poaceae. Gene Ontology annotation, cellular component: membrane. The transcript is spliced from 5 exons.